Ctenocephalides felis (cat flea) is the source of this 3036-nucleotide messenger RNA. Its product is annotated as kinesin-related protein 3-like. Gene Ontology annotation, cellular component: kinesin complex; microtubule. Lineage: Eukaryota; Metazoa; Arthropoda; Insecta; Siphonaptera; Pulicidae. The transcript has a single exon. Gene Ontology annotation, biological process: microtubule-based movement. The record is from RefSeq and is a predicted model, not a curated record. The coding region runs from base 1 to 3036 and encodes 1011 amino acids. Gene Ontology annotation, molecular function: ATP binding; ATP hydrolysis activity; microtubule binding.
AUGGUUCAGAACAAUAUUAAAGUAUUUGCACGUAUUAAACCAGAACGUUACAAAGAACCUGCAUUGUUUGAAAUUCACUCAAACAAUAGUAGAGAAGAACUAGUCAUAUAUCCUCCAAAACGAAUGAACCGAAGUAUAAAAAACUCACCUUUCAAAUAUAAAUUUUAUUUCGAUAAGAUAUUUAGGUGCAACAGUGAACAAAUGGAAGUUUUUCAAACUGUUGCAAUACCUAUACUGCAACAAAUAAAAACUGGCUGCAAUGGAACCAUAUUUGCUUAUGGACAAACUGGUAGCGGAAAAACUUUUACUAUGCUUGGAUCUAUUUUACCAAAUUGUCACAGAGGUAUUAUUCCUAGAAUAUUACAAAAUUUAUUCAACGAUAAAUCAACUAUGCGUGUUUCCUUGUCAUACUUAGAAAUUUAUAAAGAUAUAGGUGUUGAUUUGCUAUCAAGGAACUGCCAGAAGGUAACUGUCCAAGAAGAUGAGAAGGGUAUGCAUCUAAAACACUUACAAAAAGUCAAUGUUCUCACUAUUGCAGAAGCCAUGAAAAUUCUGCAAAUCGGAGAAAAUAAUCGUAAGGUUUCGGGCACCAAAUAUAAUACAAGAUCAUCCAGAUCUCACUGCAUUUUAACGAUUCGAUAUGAAGGAUCUUAUAAAGGCAAGGUGGUACAAUCUUAUCUUCAUUUGGUGGAUUUAGCAGGAUCUGAAAGAUUCAAAGCACAUCUUCGUGCUUCAGAUGAAUCAAUCCAUAUAAACAAGUCUUUGCAUUUUUUGGAAGUCGUAAUAAACGCCUUGACUUAUCCCACUUUGCACCAUAUACCCUACCGAAAUAGUUUGGUGACAUCAGUUUUAAAAGAUUCGUUAAAUGCUAAUAGUUUUACAUCAAUGAUAGCUACGUUGUCGUUGAGUGAAGAAAACGCCUUAGAAACUCUUUCUUCCUGUAGAUUCGCUUCGAGGAUGUCUAAGGUCAAAAACUGCAGAGUUGAUGCUUCAAAACCAAGCAAAAUCGAUACCAAAGCUCAAAUGUUAUCCUUGCAAGACGAAGUUCAACGUUUACACGGUCUAUUAGUUAAGGAUACGACUAUUAGAACUGAAUGUUACAACAAUGAUUUAACAGAUGAAGACAAAAGAUAUUGCGAUAAUGUUGUAACAAAAUUUUUAUCAGAAGACAAUGACUCAUUAAGCAUUCCAGUCACGGAGUCCAAACACAUUCAAGAAUGUUUUCGGAUAAUUCGGAAGCGUGUUAAGCAAUUUCAAAAAGAUUUGUGCAAUGAAAAUCCCAAAUUAAUUCCAAGCAAAACAAAAGGUAAUUAUGAAACUACAUACAAUAAAGAUUAUACAAUCCAAUCCAGAAAUGAAAAUACGAUCAAGCAUAAAGACAAUGAUAUUAAAAACAAUUAUGAUGAACGACCCAUUAGAUCUAAUUUCUUGCAGCCAAUCGCAAAUGAUAACAAGAAAAACAUCAGCAACUUUAAUAAAACCAAAAAUAAAACGAUCUGUAUGGAUAACAAAGGAGUAAUAAAUUUUGAUGAAUAUUUAGAAAAUAAUUUGUAUAAGCCUAAUAAUUCAUCUAGAACGUCGUCUAAAAAAAUUAAUACAACCAAGAUUCUACUUAGACAAACCGAUAGCAUAAUUUCUCAAUCAAGUUUAAACUCAAGUAAAGAAAAUAGUUUUAUUUCUGUCUCUAAAAUAGAAACUAAUCCAAAUAAUAAAAUUUCGACUAGAAGUAUGAAUGCACAUAAUAGUAAAAUGACUCAACGAUCAAAUGAUUCAAUACAAACUAAUAUUCCAGUGCAGUUUCAUGACAAAAAUAGUGAACAUCCAGGACCAAAUUAUUACCCUGUAUCUGCCAGAAAAAGUUGUUCUCAAAACUCAUUGAGACCUUCAUAUAAUCGUAAACAAGUAGAAAAAAAUAAAGUCAAAAGUCGUACAAAUUUACAUCAAAAUAUAUUUGGGAACAACAUUGAUUUGAAUGAUAUACAAAGUAUUCAAAAAGUGGUAAAUGAAAUUAUUAAAAAAGAGGUUAUAAAUAUAGCAGCUAAAUUACUUUCAGACAAAAUAUCUAGCCCACAAUAUUUAAAUUUAGAUGAUAGCAUCAUAUUUAACCAACGUCCACAAUUUAGCUCAACUGAAAAUGAACCAAGUAAAAUAGAAGAACAUUUGAAUGAUUCUUCAUUUUAUAAAAAUGAAGUAGAUUUUUCUGAACAUAACGUUAGAAAUUCUCUUGGCACAGUUCAUCAAAAUUUAGUAAACAAAAGUCAAGUGAUUAAUCAUAUCAGCCCACGGGAUAAUGCAAAUUUUGAUAAUGAAGGAGGCAAAACUAGUUAUAGGAAUAUUGUUCAAAAUCCUAGCAGUUCUGAACCUAAUUUAACAUAUACUAGAGUGCCUAAAUGUGAGGAUCAUCUCAUGCCAAGUGCUUCCCAUCCAAGAUGUCAUGCAGACCUUGCCAACCAUCAAAAUUUUCUUAACUCGCAGAUGCCAAAAAUGGAUUUUGCAGAAGCCCAAGGAGAUUAUUCUCUUGAGAACAAAAAUCUUGGAAGCUUUGGCGAUGAUAGAGUUACCAACCCACUUGCAUCAGAACCAGUAUCACAAUCUGAACAAAAUAUUAUAGUAUUGAAACCAACAAUACCCUUGCCUAAUAUUCUUAUGCAAUAUGCUCCUAGCACGAGUAAUAUUAUGGACAAGAACUAUAACAUACCAGAAACGUAUAUUUCAAAAUUGGAAGAACCUCAUCCAUUUUCGUGUGGCGGGAUAACGGAAUGUGCGCGAAAUUCAAAUCAAAAUCAUGAUGUAUUCAUAUUGAAUACAAACUCGCCGAUUCUAAAUCAUAAUAAGAUUUCGCAAUCCGAGCAAUGCGCGGCGUGGGAGCCGAAAGCAUCCUUGAAUGUUUGUGCUGAUAAUAUUUCAAAGCAAAAACAUUAUAUACUGCCAGGGACAGAAUCAAAGGUGCCAUUGACAGGUGAUAAAGAUAUAGACGAAGAGAUAAUCAAAUUCUACAAAUGCAGAGAACUGGCGAAAAUCACAGCUCAUAGUUAG